CUUCACACCCCUGACUCUCUCUCUCAUUCUUUUUUCCAAAUCCCUAAUCCUUUCUUUCUCUGUAUAAAUACUCAACAGACGCGUCAGUUGCGAAUGAAAGACUGAAGAAGAGUCAGAGAAAGAGAGAGAAAGCUCUAUUCUCCAAAGCCAAUGCUCUCUAGAGCGAUUGAGGAAACAAAACUAAUAUAUAAUUCUCAGAAAUUCUGUAGAACCUUCCGAUCUGGGCUGCCAAUCUUUGUUUCCGGGGUUUGCAUGCUCAACUGCUAUCGAUCUGUGAAGCUCUAAAUCUGUGUGGUAGUUUUAUUCGGGUUCCUCAGCUGCACAGCCAUGUCUUCGCUUAGCAGAGAACUAGUGUUUCUCAUACUUCAGUUUCUCGACGAAGAGAAAUUCAAAGAAACCGUUCACAGGUUAGAGCAAGAGUCAGGGUUUUUCUUCAAUAUGAGGUAUUUUGAGGAUAUGGUGACCAGUGGGGAGUGGGAGGAGGUGGAGAAGUACCUCUCCGGUUUCACGAAGGUUGACGACAAUAGGUACUCGAUGAAAAUCUUCUUCGAGAUUCGCAAGCAGAAGUACCUCGAAGCUUUAGACAAGGGGGAUCGUGCUAAAGCUGUGGAUAUUUUAGUUAAGGACUUGAAAGUGUUCGCGGCAUUUAAUGAAGAGCUUUUUAAGGAAAUUACGCAGCUAUUGACUUUGGACAACUUUCGAGAUAACGAACAGCUGUCUAAAUAUGGAGAUACUAAAUCUGCUAGGGGUAUAAUGCUUGCAGAACUAAAAAAGUUGAUAGAGGCUAACCCCCUUUUUCGAGAUAAGCUUCAAUUUCCUCCCUUGAAGAACUCGAGAUUGCGAACACUAAUUAAUCAGAGUUUAAAUUGGCAGCAUCAACUUUGUAAGAAUCCAAGGCCUAACCCUGACAUUAAGACACUAUUUGUAGACCACAGUUGCGGAACACCUAAUGGUGCACGGGCCCCAUCUCCCGUCACGAAUCCCUUAAUGGGUGGUGUCCCUAAGGCUGGGGUUUUCCCGCCACUGAGUGCUCAUGGUCCAUUUCAGCCCACACCGGUUGCUCUUCCAACAUCUCUUGCUGGAUGGAUGGCUAAUCCGUCUCCUGUGCCUCACCCUUCAGCCUCUGCAGGACCCAUCGGUUUGACUGCUGCUAACAACUCAGCCAUCUUGAAGCGCCCUAGAACGCCCCCUACCAAUAACCCAGUUAUGGACUAUCAAACAGCUGAUUCUGAGCAUGUGUUGAAGAGACCAAGACAUUUUGGAAUAUCAGAUGAGGUCAACAAUCUGCCAGUAAAUAUUCUGCCUGUGGCAUACACCCCCCAAAGCCAUGGUCAAAGUUACCAUGGUACCGACGAGUUGCCCAAAACUGUUGUUAUGACUCUAAAUCAGGGUUCAGCUGUCAAGAGUAUGGAUUUCCAUCCAGUGCAACAAAUUCUUCUUCUGGUUGGAACAAACAUGGGUGAUGUCAUGUUAUGGGAGUUAGGUAGCCGUGAAAGGAUUGCUCUUAGAAAUUUUAAAGUAUGGGAUCUUGGAGUAUGUUCAAUGGCCCUGCAGGCAUCUCUGACCAAUGAUUAUACAGCAUCAGUAAAUCGCAUCUCAACUUUGAGUGCAUCUCUAAGGGUUCCGCUAUUGGGAAGAGAACCAACGUGGGGCUGCAUCUAA
Messenger RNA from Juglans regia (Persian walnut), 1662 nucleotides. Its product is annotated as topless-related protein 4-like. The transcript has 12 exons. Gene Ontology annotation, molecular function: protein binding. Gene Ontology annotation, biological process: regulation of DNA-templated transcription. NCBI's taxonomy places the organism in Eukaryota, Viridiplantae, Streptophyta, Magnoliopsida, Fagales, Juglandaceae. The record is from RefSeq and is a predicted model, not a curated record. The coding region runs from base 328 to 1662 and encodes 444 amino acids.